CCACACGAAAACAUGGCGAAAGCCUGGAAGACAGACAGCUGUAAAAGGCUAAGUUGUGUUUUAUUUACUAUAAUUUUGAUGUUUGUGAGUGUAUCGAGUGCCAUACCUAAUAACAGUCCGAUAAAGGAAAUUAAACAUACCUACAAAUACAUCAACCAUGAUGAAUUAUUGCUUUCAUUGGGAAAACAAGUCGAACAGUAUUCACACAUAGCUCGCCUUCAUUAUAUAGGUAAAAGCGUAGUUAAUCGAGAUAUAGUAGCAUUACAGAUAACAAAAAACGUUAAAAACAGCGAUAAUGGUGCGGAACCGGGCAAACCCAUGUUCAAAUAUGUCGGGAAUAUGCAUGGAAAUGAAGUUAUUGGUAGACAGAUACUUAUAAAUCUAAUUGAGCAUCUUUUGGGAAAUUACGGAAAAGAUGAACGAGUAACAAAGUUGAUCAACGAAACAAAUAUUUACAUUAUGCCAACGAUGAACCCCGAUGGUUUCCACGAAGCCAGGGAAGGACUGUGUACGGGGACCCUAGGAAGAGAAAAUAAUAACAGGGUUGAUCUCAAUCGAGACUUUCCAGACCAAUUUCCGAUCACCAAGCUAAAGACGCAUCCGGAACAAAACGAAACGAGAGCAUUGAUGAAUUGGAUUAAUGCUAAUAAAUUUGUUUUGUCUGCGAACCUGCAUGGAGGGAGCGUCGUUGCUAGCUACCCAUACGACGAUUCAGCUGUCCACAAAGCAAGUGGACAUUACAGUGCUUCACCUGACGAUGAAGUAUUUAAACAGCUGGCAAAAACCUAUGCUAAGAAUCAUGGAACAAUGCACGAAGGAAGUGUAUGCAAUGGUGAUCAUUUUGUGGAUGGUAUUACAAAUGGUGCCUAUUGGUAUGAUGUCCCAGGUGGGAUGCAGGAUUAUAACUACCUUUACAGUAAUUGUUUUGAAAUUACCAUUGAACUGUCUUGCUGUAAAUACCCAUAUGAAAAAGAAUUGGAAAAGGAAUGGACCAACAAUAAAGAAUCUCUCAUGGCUUACAUGGAGGAGGUACACAAGGGAGUUAAGGGAUUCGUUAGGGACUCCGAGACUAACACAGGUAUUCCAAAUGCUGUGAUAAUGGUGGCUAGAAUAGAUCACAACGUCACCACAGCUGGCUAUGGAGACUACUGGCGCCUACUGGUCCCCGGCACCUACACUUUAUCAGCAGUGGCUGAAGGGUACGAGGCAUCAUCAAUGUCUGUAGUGGUUAUAGAUGGAGCAGCCACACCUGUCAACUUUAAACUGAACAAGCGGAGUGUUGCAGGAUCUUUACGUUCCAUUGAGACACUGAGUGCAUCACCAUCUCAAUCUCCGAAGUCCGCCCCUUUGACCUCGACUAAAGUACCGACCCCAAAACCAACAUCCCCUGAACCUGAGGCAGAUACCAUAGACAUAUUGGUAAAUCACAUCAACAAAAUUCGUGAUGCCUCGCAUCGGGAGAAACUCAGGUUCAUAGAGCCAGCAGAAUUCAAGCAUCACGACUACACUGAUCUGCAGGCCUUCCUGGAGGACUUGAAUCGUCAGUACCCUCACAUCACACGUCUAUACAGUAUAGGCCUGUCUGUUGAAGGAAGACAACUCUGGACCAUGGAGAUCUCUGACAAUCCAGGGAUACACGAGCCAGGUGAGCCAGAGUUUAAGUACAUCGGAAACAUGCAUGGUAACGAGGUCGUAGGUCGUGAGUUGCUGCUGUCCCUGAUACAGCUGCUGUGUGAAAAUUACAAUCACAAUCACUUCAUCUCUCUCCUUGUGAACUUCACACGAAUACACAUCAUGCCUUCCAUGAACCCAGAUGGAUACGAGAUCUCGACAGAAGGAGAUCGUGUUGGGACGCGAGGACGUGAAAACCACAACAACAUCGACCUCAACAGGAACUUCCCUGACAGAUUUGAUAUCAUCAACUCAAUCAAUCGGCAUCAGCAAGUGGAGACUACUGCUGUGAUGGAAUGGGUUCAGAAACACCCUUUUGUCCUGUCAGCAAAUCUCCACGGUGGCACCCUAGUGGCCAACUACCCCUACGAUGACAAUGCUGCCGGUAUUGCCACCUACACCAAAUGUCCUGAUGAUAGCAUCUUUAAACAAGUGUCGGAAGCCUACUCCUUGGCUCAUUCGACGAUGCACAAUGGUCACCCGUGUACAAGCCUGAGUGACGAGUACUUUACGGAUGGGAUUACGAACGGAGCUGCCUGGUAUAGCGUAGCAGGAGGGAUGCAGGACUGGAACUAUGCGUUCACUAACUGUUUGGAGAUUACACUUGAGCUUGGCUGUAUCAAGUAUCCUAUGGCCGUCAACCUGCCCCAGUACUGGGAUGCCAACAAAUACGCUCUACUUGUCUUCAUGGGACAGGUACACAAGGGAGUACGAGGAUUUGUGAAGGACAAAGAGACCGGCCUUGGUCUAGCUGAUGCCGAAAUCAUAGUCACGGGGAUCAACCACACCAUCACCACGGCAACAGAGGGAGACUACUGGAGACUGUUGUCACCUGGGGAUUAUGUAAUAACAGCCAGACACCACAUGUAUGCUAACCAAUCGGUACAAGUACAUGUGACCUUUGAUGCGGCUGUAGAGGUCAACUUCACACUGAGUAAGAGCCCACUUGAGAACUUUUCACUGAACAAAGAUUACGGCAUCCAGGAAAAUAUGGCUACCGAAUACCGCACAUUAUCUCAGAUGUCAGCAGAACUGGCGAGCCUUGCUCAGAAUUACUCGAAGGUCAUGCAAGUGGAAACCCUUGUUACUUUGGUCAGUGGAAAAUCUGUGCCCAUGGUUCAUUUGUCAUCAGUUUUGGACGUCCAUGAAAACAAAAAGCCACACGUGCUCCUGAUCGGUGGUCUCCAUGGCAAUGAACCUGUGGGUGCAGAAAUACUGAUGAGAUUUAUCCGCCAUCUUCUACGCGGUUUCGAUAAGAAGGAUGAUCAUGUGAUGGAGAUUUUCAAUGAUUUUCAUCUACAUCUAAUCCCGUAUCUGAACGUCGAAGGUUUUGAUGCCAAACAAGCGACUGACUGUACUUCUGAUAUGAGUAUGCAGAUGUCGACCAAUCAGCUGUCACUUGAUAGCCCCACGAUGAAAGCACUUCGGCAGCAGAUGAACAUCCAUAAGUUCAGCCUCACUCUCAGUCUGGACAGUGGUGGCCUCUUUCUGGUAAUACCUUGGGAGAGGAAGAGAGAUCGGAUGUCAGCAACUGAUGAUGAGGCUAUUUUUAUGUCGCUGGCCCACGCCUUCGCCGACGGCUUCCCCUCUAUCUAUUCACCUGACAGCUGUCAAUCAUCCGUGUCCCACGGAAUAUUCCACGGUGGUGAUCUCAUCAGGAACAUGUCUGGUAUACUAGACAGAGCCUAUGAAGAUUACCACAAUUUUAUGAUCUCUGCCCACGUCAGCUGCUGCCGGUAUCCUGCAGCAAAGGACCUGCCAAACAUCUGGAUGCACUCCCUAACACCCCUCCUCAAUGUCGUUAAGAAGAGCAAGCAAGCUGUGCAUGGAGACGUUUUGAACAACGAUGGCCAGCCUAUAAAAAAUGCAACACUAAAGGUGGAUCACCACUCCAUGGUCAUUCCUACCUCCGACAAAGGAGAGUUCUACAUUAUCCUCAGUGCAGGAUCUCACACCCUUGAGAUAUCUGCUGAAGGUUAUGAGUCACAGACCCAGCAGGCCCUGAUUGAGGAGGGCAAGUCUUUCAGUGUCAAAGUAUCCCUCAAUAAGGAGCUGGAUAAGAUGGACUUCCACAGUCCUGGUACAGUGGGGCCUUUCCUCACCGAUGUGGCCUCAAAGUGUCCCGACAUCACAAAUCUGCACAGCAUUGGUAAAUCCCCAAAGAGCCACGACCUAUGGAUGCUGGACAUCGGAUCUAAGAAACCAAGCGACCCUUCGUUGACCCACGUCCUGUUUGUGGGUGGUAUCCAUGGUAAUGAGGUAGUACCUACAGAACUGCUAUUACAACUGGCCUACGACCUCUGUGAGAACUACAAGAAAGAUUUCUUAAUCACCAAGACAUUGAAUAGUUCUGUAAUACAUAUUGUACCAAGCCUGAACCCUGACGGCGCCACCAUCGCCGUGGCAGGAGAUUGUAAUGGAAAAUCAGGAAGCAAGAACUCCAACGAUGUGGACCUUGAUAUGAAUUUUGACAGUAAGUAUGUCAACAGGAGUGGGGCCCAAGAGGAGGAGACAAGGGAUCUGUCUGAGUGGAUGAAAGAAUCGCCUCCCACUGUCACUGUCAUUCUCAGUGGGAGUCUGCUGGGGGUUACGCUCCCAUACCGUUCAAACAACCCCAAUGCCACCCUGACGGCUACAGAGAAGGUGAUACUGGACCACUUAGGAAAGACUUAUACCAACAGUCAUCCUUUGAUGAAGGCCGGCAAGACGUCCUGUAAUAAUUCUGAUGUUCAGUUAACCAACAGUGUAGUGGCCGCGUCCAAAGUCCAUCCACACGAUGGCAGUCUGUUGGACUUUUCGUACAACUCAAUUGGAUCUACAGCGAUAGAGGUGUACACAUCAUGCUGUGCCUACCCUGACGGACAUAAACUUCUGGCAGCAUGGCAUGAACACCGGACGCCACUCCUUGACAUCAUUAAGGAGGCUACUCGAGGUGUGAAGGGAUAUAUCUAUGAAGGAAAACAGGACAAUCCUAUGGUCAAUGCCACGGUCACUAUAAAGGGUUCUCGUCAUCAAUAUCCAGUUGAUCCAAUUGGUUACUACAACCUUUAUCUGGCCCCUGGUCACUACACAUUGGUGGUCAAAUGUGAAGGACAUGAGACUCUGGAAAAGAAUGUGAUUAUUGCUGAUGGUGAACCAAAAGUGCUUCAUCUGAAUGUUGUCAUGGAAACCAAGAAGUCUGAAUUAAUUAUUUCUACCUUUGCCAUAGUUGCAAUCCUUGGAAGUAUUACUCUUGCUAUAGUCCUCUUGAUGACUGUUCUGGUCUGUGUGCGCUCUAGGAGGGGGCCUGGUAAGGGGGGAUUUCAUCGCCUUAGUCUCAAUGACGACGACGACGAGGGGGAAAUCUACGACAUGGGAUCAAAGUCAAGUUUGUUAACCACUCGUGAAUACCACGAUGACAGCUCUGACGAUGAUGAACACAAUAUGUAUGAUAAACGGUUAAUACGUCGUUAAUAUUGGUCAGGGUAAUGUCUUCAGUUAUGAAGAUAAAAAUAUUAUCAAGAUAUAUAUAAUCUUGCCAAGAAAAAAAUAUGUAUUUACAAACACAAGAGCAAGAAACAAUGAACAAAUCAUUGUUUUAUUGUUUGUGAAUAAUGUUUUUCUAGAAGUAGUUCUCACAUUCCGUUCCAACACACCACCUGUUAACCCUUUCACCCCUAUGUAACUUUAGUAGACUACCAUGCAUUGAUAUGGAUGAGUCCAUUAUGGUCGACAGUGGUGAAAGGGUUAAAAUGUAUAUUUUGAGAUUACUGGUCCAGAUUAUGGUCUUUCAGUUACUUAAAAGCAUAAUGAUUAAUGAGAACUUUGGCGUGAGAAUUUCGCCAAAUUAUGUUUUGCUUUAUAAGUACAUGUUGAUGCCUUUUUUGUGUUAUUUACAAAAGAUAAAAAGGACUAGCCUCCAUAUAGGGUGACGGUGAAGAUAUGUAUUAAUCUUCUUUUUGUAAUAGCUUUAGAACUUUAGGAAAGAAACAUUACACUUAAGUCUAGGUAUGAUCCUGGAGUGUUUAUUAUGCAUUAAGUCCCAAGAAAUAUUCAGAAGUGUGAAAAAGCUGUUUACCAAACCAGUGACAUUACUAUAGAAAGAUGGGAGGAUUGUUUUAUUCACAUUGAAAAUGGAAUUUGUUAUUAGUUAUGAAAAAAAAUAAUAGUAUUAAUGUUUAAUUGCUUUAAAUAUUUUCACUGAUUUUAAUUGAAUAGAAUGUAAUUAAUGAUUGGAACUUUAGGAAAACUUACCAUUUUCAAUCAUAUUUCAUAGAAAAAAAUCUGUAUGUAAGAUUUUCAAAGUGUAAUUUGUGUGUUUAGCAUGUUUUGGAUGAACUAAUUGUAUUAGUAUAUUGUCACUAUCAGAACUUGAAGUACAGCAUGAACAUAAUAUUCUAUCGAAAAAUUACAUUUUCUUUUUCUAGAUACAUAGUUCAUAUAAAUUUUGUUCAUCCAGACACUCUCAGUUAUACAUGCAACAACUUUUUGAAAUCUGGAGUUUUAUAAAGUGUGAAUUUUUACUACAAUGCCAAGAAAAUGCUAAUGAUAUGACAGAAUUAUCCAGAUAUUAGUAUCUGAAUCCUAUCUUAUGGGACCAUUGACAUGCUUGACUUAUAAGGGCUUAUUAUUACUGAUGUGCAUAGAAAUGAUUUAAAGUCAAUUGAAAUAAUGAUCAUCAAAAGUAUGCAGAUAUUUUCGGAAACUACCUAGUAGUCAAACUUAUUGUCUUUUUUUCGAUUUGCUUCUUAAAAUGUACCUUCUUGAAAUAUAUCUGUGAGAGUGAAAAUAUAUUGAGCUACUGAUGGGAUAGUACCAAAUCUCAUUUGAUGAAAUUGUAUCAAAAGUCCGUCCUUUAGAUGAGUUAUUUUCAAGACUUCGUAAAUUUUAGUAAUCGGGUACAUGUGCAAAAAUGUGAACAAAUUUUACUCAGAUUUAAUAGUGAUACAAUGUACUACUCCUGAUAGAAUUUAAAAUAAUUUUAUUUUUCUAUAGUCGACUAGAUGUUUGUGGAGAGAGCGUCACUGGUUUGGUAAAUACAAGGAUGUACUAGUAUCUGUGAAGGUAUAUGUACACUAAGGGCGGCGUACCACUUGUGUUAACUAUUGCAGGGGUCAAACCUUUCAGUGAUGGCGCAUGUCACUGACACAUGGACUUUUAAGGAGGAAGGUCACCUAACUUGUACAUCAAAUAGUGUUUAUCACUGUCGCAGUGUUUCAUAUUUAAGGUCAAGGACACAGCAGAUAAGGAAGAUCAAGGUCGUUUUAGGGAUACAUACAAAUAUUCCAGAAAAUAGAUCAAUCCUGAAAAAGGAUAGUUCAGGAAUAUUUAGGGCACAUACCAGUGUCUAAAACUCUGGAUAUGUAACUGAUGUAUGAGAAAGUUCUAAUAAACAGAUCCAUAGUACACAAUUCAUUCAGCAUAGGUUCAUAUCAGGGACCAAAGUAAAAUUACUCAGGACUAAUUACAAAAACCUGAAAGCUACUUAAAUAAGCAUACAUCACAGUACUUGAAACAUACAUGGUCAUAUCAAUAAUACGGGUGACCGCUUUAUGUUCACUUCACCUUCAUUUCUUGCUUAUUUUGACCUUUGGCCCCAGAUCACUGUAUCCCUUGACCUAUAACCUUUGAUUAUAUCAAAAUUUUUAUCAUGACACAAUUGUAGAAUUCUUAUCACACAAUUUCAGAUAUGUCUGCUGGCUUUGUCUCCUUGACCUUGAUUCCUUACUACUUCACCUUUAACCCCUAAUAAAUUUGAAUUGACCUUUGACCCCUGCAGUGAUUGGAUGACACAAUGUGGUACAAGGUAGUACACCAGAACACUUACCACAGUCUGUGAUACUCAUUGCUACAUUAAUCUCAUUCCACUAGGUACAUGGGAUCACAUGUAUAUGAUACAAAAAUUGUACAGUUAAAACACUAUAUUUUUCCCAAUGGAGAAUUUUUUGUUUGUACAUAAAAUGGAAUGAAUGAUAACAAUACCUAAUUGUAUGUGAUUGAUACAUAUUACAUUAUAUUAAUAUGGAUAUCUAACAGCUGUUUUUGAGAAUUUUUCAGAAAGCUUUGUGUUCAGGUUUCCCCUCUGGAUCCAUGUUUAAAAUUUUCUUCAUUAGCUUUAUGACAACUUAAUGUGAAAUGUUCAUCUAGUAUAUUUUAAGGAAUAUUUUAUUUCAAUUUGAAUGUUCAAAAACAAAUAGCACCAAAAUAGAUUUUUUUGCAUAAUUUUCAAAAAAAAAUAUUUUGAAAUUUUAUGUUUAUAAGUCGUUGCUCUAGCCAGGCUUUAGACGAAAUAUCAGUAGUCAAAAUUAUCUUUGUUCAGUUAAUGAUUUACUGUGAUUGUGUGUUCAAAUUACACAAACCUGUAGUGAUAUGUAGGAAGUACAUGUUUCUGCACCCCUAAUAGAUUGUAAAAAGUUCAUGUUUGAUUCCAGUUAUUCAAAGCUAUGAUUCAAAGGCCAAAAAACAAAUUGUUUCAGAAUUACAUAAAUAGAAAAGUAUUUUCAUAGUCAAUUUGUGCUGCACUGAUUACGUCAUGAGUAGACACAGGAUGUAAUUCUCUCUGGUAAAAGUGAAUUCAAGAUCCCUAUAUAUAAAACUAUUUGCUGCACCUAUAAAGUCCACAUCCAUGUCUUCAAUAAUUGUUCUAUCAGUAAAUUCAAUGACAGAGGUACAACUAUACCAUGAUAUGUUUUUAGGAUGGAUAGACUGGUUAUACACAAUGUAUUUGUUUAGACCUUAGUUUACCAAUUAUCACACAGAUUUAUGGGAACUUUUGAAAUACCUACAUUAAAAUUCAUACUUUGUAAACUCAAAAAUAAUUAUAUGAGCAGGACUUAAGUUAAUUUACCAAAUAAAGAAUUAAAGCAUAAAAGGCAUUAGUGUAGUGACAAAGUACUCCUAUGGUAUAAUCAGUUGUUUAUAGUCUUAUGGUAAAAGGAGAUUUUUCUGCCACAAAUUUGGAAAAAAAAAAGAAAAAAAUGAAAACUUGUUACAGAAAUAAAUGUUCAUAGAUUUAGACUAAAAGGACAACAUUAUGAAAAUGAACAUUAUAUAUAAAAAAUACAAAGCUUUGAGCAGCCAAGUAAAUCACUUCUGACUGAUAGAGCUGGCUUACUGUAACAAUAUUCAAUCUAUUUAUAUCUAUGUACUAGUAUUGGUAUACAUCCUACCUCUGAGACCAGAAUAGUUCUGUACUAAAAUGUGAAUUACCUUUGCAAUCUUUUGAUAAGAAAAGACUACUGCUGACAUAAAGUUACUUACACUAAGAAUUACACAGUUAACCUGGGACUUACAAACUUAGCAUACAUAUUGCUGGUCAGUUGAUGUUACUUAAGUGUAUGUUCUAGCUAUGAUUUACUGUUACUUAAGUGUAUGUACUAGCUAUGAUUUACUGUUACUUAAGUGUAUGUACUAGCUAUGAUUUACUGAGAUUUUGUGCAUGUUUCUAUAAUUCUCCAGUUUCAUUAAAAAAUCUAAGUCUUCCCAUUGUUUUCAGUAGUGGUUCAAUUCUCAGAAAUUUUGAUUUAAAACAAAAUUCAUUUCAAGAAAAAAACUCUUUUGUGUUAUUUUGCCAGUUCAGUUUAUGUAGAAUUGUCGUGCCUCGGCCUGCUGAAGGUUUGGCUUACACAGGUAGCCAAGACUAAAAGUGUAUGUAUGUUGACCAACUUACAUAAUGCACAUUCAGGUGAUUAGCUUUAUUAAAUAGUUGUCAAUUACUUUGCCUACUUCAUGUAAUAUAUAGGGAAUGUGAACCUUAACAACUAUUUUGUGUUUGUUAAUGUGAAAAUGACAUAAUUGUGCUGACAGGAUUGAACUUUCUUGUCUUUUAACGUAAACACCAAAGUGAGUUACAGAUGUUUGGAUAAUUUUUUGCUUUUGUGUUAAUCAUCAGUAUUCAUACCAAGAUACAGCCAAUCCAAAUAUAACCAAAAAUAAAUAAACGUUAUUUCUGAGUCUUGGUUACCACAAUGUUUAUCAUCUGAAAUUUGUUACAUUUUCUUUGGAAGGAGAAAAAGCUGAAAGCAGAUUGUACUUAAACUAAUGAUGGCCUAGAUUUUAACUCACCUGAUCAUUACAACAUAAAUUAUACAAAUUUUUUAAAAUUUGAUGGAUGACUCUUGUUCAGUCUGAAACCUCUAAUUGGUCUUAUUGCUGAAAGUGAAAAGACUAUGUUGCUGUAGAUUGCUAUACAGGCUUACUGUACUUUAAGAGAGGAAAUUACUAAGACUUAAUAUAAAAUCCAGUCUAGACAGGGAUCCAGAUAAGACAGUUAAUGCCAGUUUAGACAGGUGAUACUGUACUUUGAAGUAUGUCAACUUUAAGGGUUUUGUAUAGCAUGAAAUUGUUAGACAUAAAUAUAUUUACAUUCACAAAAGAUACAGUGAUAAAGUUAACAUAUCGCCCGACAGAGUGAAUGAAACAAUACAGAAGAAAAUACAAACAAAGAAUGCUUCAUGUUAUCCAGGUACCUUUAUAUGAAGGUUUCACUUAUGACAGUUAUUUUGUUUGUGAUGUAAAUAAAACAUUAUAGAGAUUGGACUAUUUUUUAGAAUGAUACAAUACAACAUGUUUCGAAUUACCAAGAAUUUACAACGAAUUUUUUUUCUUAAUUAAUAGAAAAUGACAUUCACAUUGUUUUCAAUAACAGUUCUUAAAUAUGAAAUUGAUGAAAUUUUGAAACUAAACUUCCUUUUUCCUAAUCUUUGAAUGUUGUUGCAUCUUUGAAACUUUUCAAAGGAUUAUUUUAAACAUCAAGAAAGGCAUAUUUUUGAAAUAGGAAUAUACAAUGUUCUGAUUUAAACUUAUUUAGUCCAGAAAAAUAUUUUUAUACAGAAUUGUUUGUUUUUGUUUCUAUAAAUUAUUAUAUUUCAGAUACAUAGUAUUUAUGUCUUGCAUUGGGAAAUAUGCACAGUGUAUGUAUGUACUUAACACUUCGAACUCAAAACAGUUGUUUACUAUUGUCUAUAUACAGGGUAAAUGAUAAUUGUUCAUGAUAUCUAUCCUUUUGAGAUAAUUUCCACGGUGCACCAGGUAGUUUAUAUUUUUAAAUAAACAUGAGAACAGAGAUAUAACAAAAUCAGAUACCAUGGAAAACUAAACAAAGAUAGAAAUGUCCAAACAAGUGAUUUUACACUGCAAAACUUUCAGUAAUAACAGGAUAUUUAUACACCCUCCGAUAUAAAGAACCUCGACUGUAGAGAAAAGGAACUUUAUCCUACUAAAUAUUGUAUUAAGUCAACAUUCAGUCUUAUCAGAAGAUUACUUUGUGACCUGCCAAUGUCUAGUGAGGUCAGCGACCGGUCAAUUUAAGGUUAUCUUACUCUUACCUUGGUCAAAAACAUUCUGUAAUAAACAGAUCAGUUGACCUUACCUGUUGUUAGAAGAUUUGUUAGUAUAUCAUUUGUUAUAAAAUAUAGCCUGUUUACCGUCAGAGAAAUAUUUCAUGGUAAUUAAAAGACUUAUAUCAAACCAUCAAGAUUACCUGUUAUUUACAGUAUUUACUCAAUGUAAUCAUUCAUCCAAAAUUGUACUUAAAGUAUUAACGAUGCUGAAGUUGUCAAGCUUUCUAGAAUCUGAUAUUUGUUGUCAAGACAAAAUUGUUGAUAAUUUAAAUACUUAAGGUAAUCUAGUCAUUGUGUGUUGGAAGGUCUUAUUCUCGUACAACCAAAACAAGUAACCAAAACAAGUCGUUUCAGGUGUAAGAUAUUCAAUCCAAGAAACAUAAUGUAUUCUAUGUAUAUGUUUAUGUUCCUAUGCUGAAGGAUUUUUUUCAUCUGUAAAUAUAGUUUCUAAU
Messenger RNA from Mizuhopecten yessoensis (Yesso scallop), 11443 nucleotides. RefSeq names its product carboxypeptidase D-like. Gene Ontology annotation, molecular function: metallocarboxypeptidase activity; zinc ion binding. The record is from RefSeq and is a predicted model, not a curated record. Gene Ontology annotation, biological process: proteolysis. The transcript has 26 exons. Bases 13 to 5124 code for a protein of 1703 amino acids. NCBI's taxonomy places the organism in Eukaryota, Metazoa, Mollusca, Bivalvia, Pectinida, Pectinidae.